This is a messenger RNA of Hermetia illucens (black soldier fly), 1475 nucleotides long. RefSeq lists its product as uncharacterized. Bases 155 to 1321 code for a protein of 388 amino acids. The record is from RefSeq and is a predicted model, not a curated record. NCBI's taxonomy places the organism in Eukaryota, Metazoa, Arthropoda, Insecta, Diptera, Stratiomyidae. The transcript has 7 exons.
AAGCCUAUAUCCGUAUCCGAAAACGAAUUAAUCAUUUAAUUUUUUCCUCUCUGUGAGAAAACUUCGGGCAUAUUCAGAAUAACUUACAUAAUAUAUAUUUUUCAUCACUUUUGAAGAGUUUUUAUUUUAACACCUGAAUACAAACGCUGCAACAAUGGCAGAUAUCAAAUUUCCACCAAAAUGCGAACCGAUUAGUCGGAAUUUCGAUGAAGCUUUCCUCGAAGAUCAUUUGACGAGCAUUUUCUACUAUUUUACAAGCUUUUCACAUGAUACUGACUACAUUGUGGAGUAUUACAACCUUUGGGCAGAAUUAAAUGAAAUCGGAAAAAUGGAAAAUUCAGUAGUUGUUCCGGUCUUAGCGACUUGCACCGCAACGGAGAUAUUAAGAAACUGGAUAGAAACUUUUGGGCACGUAGAACGAAAAUAUGCAGACAACUUUUUUGAUCUUUAUAGAAAUGUUACAAAACAUCUCAAAAGAAUCGAUCAGAAUUCUCGAAACUACAUGUGGAAAUACAAUCUACUUCAAGUUUGGGCCGAAAAAGCAUUAUUCCGUUUAGACGUAAUUAAUCGUCGAAUGAAUGAAACCGUAGUUGACCAAUUGUUCGCUAAAAUGGUUCAGAUAUUGUUAGAAUUAGGAUCACGUUGGGACAAUCCGGACAAGAUGAUGGAAUUUAUUCGGAAAGGUCUUGAACAAAUGGUUCAGUCAUCGGCGAAACUAGGAAGAUCGGCAUUGAAAGAACUCCUUAUGCCACUUUUAACUGGAAACUCAUCAAUGCGUCUUUCAAUUAAAGGAUGCAUAUCACAUUUAACUGUUCGGCAAUGCCAAUUCUUGUGUUCGCUUAUUAGCCGAAAAAUUUUACUGAAUCACAGAUGUGAACUCUUCGAUGGGUUAGAACUACGUAUGGCCGAAAAGCUCCUACUUAUUAUAAAUAAUUUUGAAGUAUUCGAACCACUGAUUCUCGUAGCCACAAAGGCGUCUCUGAACUGUUUUCAUCGUGAUCACGAGCGUGUCUUACGUAUCUUAUGUGUACUACUCAUUCGUUACACAGGGAAAUAUCAAAAUGUCCCAUGGGAAAAUAUUGAAUUAGACACUAGAAAAAAAAUUCAAUUGAUGGUAUCGCGAUUAAAAUCGGCCAUGAUCAACUCGUACUCCAAGUUCUACCCAGGCAUACUUCUGGCAUAUGGGACCAGAUUACUAUAUUAUGCACCAAAUAUUGAUAUAAAGUUUCGCUAUUUACAAAUAUUUCAAUAUUAUAUGAAAAACUGUCGAGGCGAAUGUCGUGAUCAAUUGAUCAGAAUAUUUGAUAGUAAUUUGAACUAGAAUUGGAGGUAACCAAUAUUCGAAAUUUCACUAAGUUAGAAAAUUUUUGGACACAUUUUUAAGUUAAUCAUUGACUAUUUUUGUAUAAAGUUGUGACUCUUAAAUUGUUAGUAUCUCCUAAAUAAAAAUGUGACAAUUUUAAUAACAGCUAUAA